Pocillopora verrucosa is the source of this 660-nucleotide messenger RNA. RefSeq names its product diencephalon/mesencephalon homeobox protein 1-A. Lineage: Eukaryota; Metazoa; Cnidaria; Anthozoa; Scleractinia; Pocilloporidae. Gene Ontology annotation, biological process: regulation of transcription by RNA polymerase II. Gene Ontology annotation, molecular function: DNA-binding transcription factor activity, RNA polymerase II-specific; RNA polymerase II transcription regulatory region sequence-specific DNA binding. The record is from RefSeq and is a predicted model, not a curated record.
UUAAACAAACAAAAGCAGGAGUGUGUACACUGCGACAGUACUGAUUUAGUGCAGUGGCGUGUUUGUUUGAAGGUCGUCAUGGGGGAGUCAGUGGAAGCACUUCCAUUUUCUGUGGCAAACAUCUUAAAGGACGAUCUAUCUAGAGGAGCGAAGAAGAAAGGCCAAUCUAACAGCAACGCUAGCAAAGCUUUGACUCUUGCUGAACGACUUGCAGAUGUGAUUAUGGACGCCAAGAUUAAUGCAGAAGGCGGACUAAGUCAGAAACGACGGCGGACGCGCACGGCAUUCACCCAAUAUCAACUCAAGACCUUGGAGAAUACAUUUUCACACACGCACUACCCUGAUAUUGUGAUGAGGGAACAAUUAAACAUGUGCACAAGCUUGCCAGACUCAACAAUACAGAUUUGGUUUAAAAACAGGAGAGCAAAGUUCAGGAAGCAAAAGACCAGCCCUGUCAUCCCUUUCAACAGAAGAAAAAACUUCAAGAACUCAGGGAUGCAAUUUUAUCUGACUCGUUCAUCAAGUUUACCGUUCACGCCAACUUUCUCGCCACAAGGAAACACCCCUUCAAACACUGGGCAAAAUAAAGACGAGAUGCCUCCCUUACCACCAAUCACAGCGAUGUUACCUACGCUUACAUCUGCUUGGAAGCUCGUUUAG